Messenger RNA from Neurospora tetraspora, 2171 nucleotides. RefSeq lists its product as uncharacterized. Gene Ontology annotation, biological process: GCN2-mediated signaling; regulation of translational initiation. Lineage: Eukaryota; Fungi; Ascomycota; Sordariomycetes; Sordariales; Sordariaceae. Gene Ontology annotation, cellular component: cytoplasm. The transcript has 2 exons. The coding region runs from base 153 to 1931 and encodes 592 amino acids. The record is from RefSeq and is a predicted model, not a curated record.
GGAUCGUCGUCACCUUGGUCACUCAUCAUCUUGACAACAAACAAAUCACUUGCACUUCAUAUCAUCGCCUGAGCUCACUCUCUCCUCUCUCAACUCUGAUAUAAGUCGAGUAGCAACCGCAAGCACUAGUACAAGGACAAAGACCAGCUGCCAUGUCAGCACAACAAGACCUCCAAGAGCUCCUGCGGCUCCUCACCGUUGGCCGCAAGACUCCCAUGCUUCAAGCUAUGGCUCAGAUCAAAUCUUUACAAGCUGUUGAGAUCAGGAGCAUCCAACAAAUAGCCGAAGCCCCCCUCGACACCAUCAAAUCCGCCCUUAAAGACGAAAAGACAGCAAAGUCCCUCCAAAAUGCCUGCAAAGCAGCCAUGAAGCGGACCAGCACGGCAGGAGGCUCAGCGGGUACCAAACGCGGCGCCCCGUUACCAACCACAAACUCGCCUUCUUCAAAGCGCCUCAGACAUGACGACAACCCACUUAUGCCUUCCCGUACCCCCGGUGAAGAGCUCACGCCCCAGGAACUGGAAGCCUCACUCGAACUUCCCAUCUGCUUAGACGAAGAGCUCAUCUCCCAAACCGUCCUAGAGACCAACCGCGCCCCUCUGGUUCUCGCCUUUGCCGUCGAACUCUUGCGACACACGAGGCCCGAGCAACCACUUUCCUCUCGAUUGAGCCUGGGACAAGCGGUAGUCAGCGCCAACUCGCGCUCAAAGGCAGUGAGCAUCGGUCUGGCUGCUAAGGGGCCUAGUGCCGAAGAAGAGGGGUUGAUAGGCUCAGGCCAACCGAGGGUGAAGGUAAUGGGUAGGGAGGUUCCCGUGUUGAAGAGGGGAGGGUACGAGUGGAAGGAAGAAGUCAGUGAAAGCACUUUACAACAAGAAGAUCAAACCACCACCGCGCAAUCAUCAUCAUCAAAGGAUCCUCAAGAACAACCCCAACCACCACCACCACCACCACCACCGCCGUCCAAAACCAUCCAAAAAGUCCACCCCUUCUUCCAACCAGACGACAUCCACUGGUCCACCAGCCCCCUCCUGGCCUCCAAAGACUCCAAGUUCAUUGCCCACUCGACCAAGAUCACCUCCCCCUCCCAAGAGAAAAUCCUCCUCAACAACCUCUUCCGCACCCAUCCCAACCUCGAAUCAGCCACCCACAACGCUUGGGCCUAUCGCGUCCGCCUCCCCCCCAACCAAAACCGAAUCAUUGAGAAAUCCUUCGACGACGGCGAACAAGGCGCCGGCGACUUGAUGUUGCGUAUCUUACGGGAAAUGGACAUGGACGAUACAAUGGUAGUAAUGACGCGCUGGUUCGGCGGGACCAUGUUGGGACCGGAUCGGUGGCGGUUGAUGAGGAGUGUGGUUUUGGCGGCGGUGAAUGAGAGGGGGAGGAAGACUGCCUCCAGUGAAGAACUGGAAGAGGGAGGGGAGGCGGUUUGGGGGUUGGAUUUGGAGGGGAUGUCGAAGGGCCCUGCUGGGGGUUCGUCGUCGACUGCUGCGUCUGCGUCUGCGUCUAUGGGUGCUGUAGGUGGAAGGGGGAAGGCUAUCUCUAGCUAUGGGACUGGAGUGGUAGGCAUGCAAAUCCACAAACCAGAAGUAGCGAGGAACUACCUUUUACGAAGCUUCCAUACGGCUUCGGCAGGGGAAGCAGGGGAAGCAGGGACGGAACAGAAAAAGACGACAAAAACUAAAAAGACGCAGAAGCAGUUAGAAACAGAGCGAGAAGAAAACCUAGGCCUGUUACUGGGGGCUUUGAGACUGCUCUUCGACAGCUGGGCGGACCAUCUCACCGCCGCGGAACUGGAUAAGAGGGCAUGGGCGUGGUAUGUGGCUGUCAGACCGGAUGUCGAGGCUGGACCGGGCGGGUGGGGAGCGAAGGGGAGGUUAGAGUUAAGGAGGAUUUUGGAGUUGAGGAGGAAGGAGGAAGAGGGAAAAGAGUAGUAGCAGGAGGAGAAAGAGUAGUAGUAAGUAAGUACAUAGCAACAUUGAUGGAUUUUGUUAAUUGUUCUUGAUGACAUCUAUCUCAGUUCAUAUGUUUCUCUUGUAAGGACAAACAAAAUGUGCGACUGGCGAUAUAGCAUCCAGGUCUUCCUCUCAGUGUAGCUAGCAGUGCAGCAAAUACGUACGUCUAGCACGCACGGCUUGAUUGACUCCUAGGAGAUCGGGAUCUUGCUUUCAGUG